CGGAAAUCAGUGCCGUUGCUGAUUGGUCACUUGAUAAUCGGCUUCACUUCCUUUUACCUUUCCUCGGCAUCGUUUUCCAUUCCGGGUCAAGGUACAAAUGGUGUCUUUUCUUCAAGCGUGCGAUUGUCACGUGAAAAAAGACAACCAUGUCAUCUAUAGAGGAGAAUUUUCCAAGAGGUGGUAUACAGAAGAAAGGACAGGAAGAAAAAGCAGUCAGACAACCAACAGUUGAAAAAGAUAAUUUAUUCAAGACUCAACAUGAAGAAGUAACUCGGAAAAGAAAGAAAAAAUAUGAAGAUCAAAAGGAACCAAAAAAACUUAAGUCUGAGAAGAAAGCUAUUACGAAAACCAGUGCUAAAGAUUUUGAACUUUUGUCAGCAGAGUCUCUUACAGAGGGAACACUGCUGUUAGGAUGUGUGAAAAAGAGUAAUCAGUUUGAUCUGGUGAUCAGCUUGCCAAAUGGUCUUACUGGACUUGUGAAAAUAACUUGCAUAUGUGAUGCCUAUAAUGAAUUGCUAAAUAAGCAGGUGGCCACUGAUGAGCCUGUGGAGGAACUGAAUUCUCUCUCAGACUUGUUCCCUCCAGGAAUGUUGGUAAGAUGUGCUGUGGUAGGCACAGAGAAGAAUGCUGUGGGACAUCAGAAGAUACACUUAACCAUUAAUCCAAGCGAUGUCAACAAAGGCUUGAAUCCUACAGUUGUGAAAGCAGGCAUGCUACUCUCUGGAUGUGUAACUAGUAUAGAAGACCAUGGUUACAUUAUUGAUAUAGGUAUUCCUGGAACAAAAGCAUUUCUUCCUCGGCAGAAAGCCCAGGGCUAUCUGCAAUCACUCAACAAAGGAACUGAACUAAAGAUAGGGCAAUAUCUGAACUGCCUUAUUGAAGAAGUGAAGAAUGGUGGAAGAAUAAUCCGCAUAUCCAUCAAUCAGUCUGAGGUUGCUUCAGCCGUUGCCACAGAAAAACAAAACUGGUCACUCGCCAACUUGCUACCUGGGCUAGUGGUGAAAGCCCAGGUUCAGGAGGUGACUUCUUCUGGAAUUUCUUUAAGUUUUCUCUCUUCCUUUACUGGAAUUGUGGAUUUCAUGCACACAAAUUCUCUAAAAACAGGACUUUUCUCACCAAAUCAAAUGGUGAAAGCCUGCAUUCUUUCAAAUAAUCCUGCUUCCAAGGCAAUUCGCCUUUCUUUGCGCCCAGUUUUCCUUCAGCCUGGCAUCCAGCUUAGCCAACUUUCCAAUGAUCGGAUUGGUGUGGUAGUAGCAGACUCAAAAGUAGAGAUGUUUUUCAAAAACAUUGGUGCUGUUUUCAUUCUGGAUGAUGGCAGUCAUGCUUUUUCACAUAUAAAGUAUCUUCCAAAGACUUCCAAAUCUUUCAAAACUGAGGUGUUUAAGCCUGGAAGUAAACAUACAUGCCGAAUUAUUGACUACAGCUUGAUCGAUGACAUGAUCAUAGUGUCUCUCAAACAACAUAUUAUUAAUGCUCCAUUUCUGAGAUACCAUGAUUUACAUCCUGGGCAAGUGCUAGAAGGAAAAGUGUUGACUCUGAAACCGUUGGGCAUGCAGGUGAAGGUCACUGAGAGUAUCAAAGGCUUUGUCCCCAGUUUACAUCUUGCAGAUGUGAAAUUGAAACAGCCAGAGAAGAAGUAUAGCACGGGGACUACUGUUAAGUGUCGGGUACUUGCCUCCAAUCCUGAAACAAAGAAGCUUAUUCUGACUCUCAAGAGAACCCUUGUUAAUUCCAAGCUCCCUGUCCUUGCCAGUUUUGAAGAUGCCAAGCCAGGCCUGAUCACUCAUGGUUUUAUUGCGUGUGUUAAGGAAUUUGGCUGCAUUGUGAAAUUCUAUAAUGAUAUGAGGGGCUUAGUACCUACUGAUGAACUUGGUUUGCUCCCCUUAACUGUUCCCCAAGAAGCCUUCUAUGAAGGCCAGGUAGUCAAAGUGACUGUAUUAAAAUGUGAGCCUGAGCAGGAAAGAUUGUUGCUUUCAUUCAGAUUGGCAGAGGAUGCUAUUUCAAAGAACACUGGAAGAACAGAAACUUCAAAGAACCAUGAAAUGGCAUAUGAAACUGGACAGAUUGUAGAUGUAAAAAUUCUGAACAAGAAAGAAGAUGGCCUACAAGCUGCAAUCCUACCCAACAAUGUUUUGGCCUACCUUCCCACGGCACAACUUUCUGAUCACGUGUCCAAUAGCAAGUUGUGGUGGCAUUGGCUCAAGGAAGGUGAUGUUCUCCAAAAGGUUAUAUGCCUCCAUAACAAAGGAGGUCACAUUAUCUUGAGUAGAAAGCCAGCAUUGAUUUCCUCUAUGGAGGAUGAACAUUUAGCGAAGAGUAUUGUUGAUAUCCAGCCUGGAUUACUGCUUACUGGCUUUGUGAGAAACAUCAUGUCUUAUGGUGUAUUUGUGGAGUUUCCUUAUGGUUUGACUGGGCUGGCCCCCAAAUCGGCAAUGAGUGACAAGUUUGUGACAGACACCAAAGACCAUUUUGUGGUAGGUCAAACUGUACUUGCCAGGGUGACCAGUGUUGAUGAGGAGAAGCAGCGCAUCUUGCUGUCCCUGAAGAUAUCAGAGUGCUCUGUUGAGGGGUCUGUUUCUGAGAGCUUUGCCCUACUGCAACAGUACUUUAAUGAACUGCAGGAGAUUAUGAGCUUCAUGAGCAAUAGAGAUGAUUCCAAUGUGGCUAAGAAACUCUCCAAAUUAAAAGUGGGGCAGAGGCUAGAACUGGUUGUUACUGAAGUUAAGGCUGAUGGUUCAGCCGUUUUCAGUGGUCCACAUGUUUCUGAUUUGACUGUAAUAGCCAAUCACAGCCAACUUGGAGGCAGAAGUAUUCUUGACGGUCAAAAAGUAAAAGCUGUAAUUAUCUGUGUUGAUCUUCUAACAUCAAAGAUCUAUGUAUCUCUUCAAGAGGAACUGCUGUCUCUCAAAUCCAAGAAGUUAAUCCUGAAUUCUCAAUAUGAGGCUGUUGUACAACACGUGGCCACAGAGUAUGCAGUUGUUUCCUUGUUAGGAACAGGUCGGCUGAUUGCAAUCCCAGUGGCUUCCCACUUGAAUGACACAUUCCGAUUUGAUUCUGAAAAACUGAAGAUGGGACAGUCAGUCAAAGUGGUUCUGAAAAGCACACAGAUUGGUGAUCAUGGGAUGUUAUUUGCUGUACAUGAUUCAGGGAAGAAGAAGAAUGUAAUCAGAUCAUGUCGUGAAUCAGAGACACUAGAGAAUACCUCACUUGUAACAAAACAGUUGCCAAGCUCAGGAGACAUAGUCAAUGGAAUUGUUAAGUCUGUCAAACCCACUCAUGUCUUAGUGGCAUUUAAUGAUAGGUUGACUGGCUCCAUUCAUGCAUCCCAGAUUCUGGAUAAUGUGAUUGUAGGCACGUUUCCAACAUCAUUACUAAAAGUUGGACAGAAGAUUACUGCUCGGGUGAUUGGAGGCAGAGGCAUUAAAAGUCACAAAUAUCUGCCUAUCACCCACACCCAUUUCACCCAUACAUUCCUAGAGCUCAGUAUCCGACCAAGUGCACUGAAAGAGGAAAGUAAAGCAGCCUUGACUGCUGAAAAUGACAGCCCAGAAGAAACACCGAAAUCUGGGCAGACAGUGACAUGCUAUGUUACGAAGUACAAUAUAUUAAAGAAACGGCUGGAGGUGGAGGUCACUUCUACCAUCAGAGGGAGAGUUCCACAGCUGCUGCUUUUUUCAAAUCCCAAGGAUAUAAAACAUGCUAGGAAAAGCUUCAAAAAAGGACAGGCUUUGACUGCAACAGUGGCAGAUUGUGAUAUUUCUGGAACCAAACUCUCUCUGUCGCUAACAGGCAUUCAUUCAUUGGAGAAAGGAACAAUUGCACUUUGCACUGUGAAACGAAUUAUUCCACAUGUUGGUUUGCAUGUUAUCCUUCCAUUUGGAAGGAUUGGUAAAAUCAGUCUUUUCCAUCUAAAUGAUUCAUACACAGAGCAGCCACUUGAAGACUUCAGUGUUGGAAAAAUUGUCAGAUGUUAUAUUCUUUCUGUUGAAGACCAUGCAGUAAAAGUAUCCUUUCGGCCAUCCAGGAUAAAUCCUAAAGGCCAUCAUAAAGUUGAAGAUCCUGAAAUUGUUUCCCUUGAUAAUAUUCAGAAUGGUCAACUCAUCAGAGGUUAUGUCAAAUCCAUUACAGCAUCAGGCAUCUCUUUGGGGUUAUCGGAUUCAGUGGUGGGUCAAAUUUCCCUUCAGUAUGUCACCCCACUCUGUAUGAAGUACAUACAUAUAGACCAGCUUCUUACUGCCAAAGUUCUCAGUAUAAACAGAGAAAAAAACCUUGUGGAGCUCUCUCUCCUUCCUGAAGACACAGGGAAGCCAAGCUUUAUUCCAUGUGAUGAAAAGCUGUGUAGUGAAAAGGAUACACUCUCCCAGAAAUCAAGAAAUCAAAGGAGGAAGCUUUCUGAAAGCGAGCAGGAGGUAAUGCCAGCAAAAAAGAGAGCUUAUUGCACUGAGGACGGUGAUAGUGGUGUUGAGGUUUAUUAUCGGGAGGAAGAGGAGAAGGAAAAGAAGCAUGAGAAGAAGUCUAAGCUAGGAAAAGAAGUUCCAAGACUGAAGGUUUCAACCAGCUUUAUGUGGGAGGAGGGCUUAAAUGUGCUGGAUGGAACCACAUUGAUUCCAACAGAGCACAGCUCAGACAGCGAAGAAGAAAAUGAUGCUGAAUCCAUGGCCAAAAAACAAACAAAAAAGAAACAGGAGCUGGAGAAGCAAAAGGCAGAGAAGGAACUCUCCAAGCUGGAAGCUGCCCUGAUGGAUCCCAAGCGACAGCCGCAGACAGCGGAUGACUUUGACCGCUUGGUCGUCAGCAAUCCCGACAGCUCCAUCCUUUGGUUGCAAUUCAUGGCUUUUCAUCUCCAAGCUACAGAGAUAGAAAAAGCUAGAGCUGUUGCAGAAAGGGCACUAAAAACAAUCUCCUUUAGAGAGGAACAAGAAAAGCUAAAUGUGUGGGUUGCUUUGCUAAACCUGGAGAACAUGUAUGGCACAGAGGAAGGACUGAUGAAAGUUUUUGAAAGAGCAGUCCAGUACAAUGAGCCUCUGAAGGUAUUUCAGCAGUUGGCAGACAUCUACAGCGCCUCUGAGAAACAUAAGGAAGCUGAUGACGUAUACAACACAAUGCUGAAACGCUUCCGUCAAGAAAGAUCUGUUUGGGUAAAGUAUACCACUUUUCUUCUGAAGCGUGGUUUGGUGGAGGCAGCUCACAGACUUAUGCCACGGGCACUGAAAUGCUUGCCAGACAAAGAGCAUGUGGAUGUGAUUUCAAAGUUGGCACAGUUAGAGUUUCAGUUUGGUGAUGCAGAACAUGGCAAGGCCCUGUUUGAAAACAUCCUGAGCACAUACCACAAACGUACAGACAUCUGGUCAGUGUACAUAGAUGUAAUGAUAAAACAUGGCAGCCAAAAAGAAGUCCGGGAUAUUUUUGAAAGAGUGAUUCACCUAAACUUAACAGCAAAGAAGAUGAAGUUUUUCUUUAAACGCUAUCUGGAGUAUGAGAAGAAGUAUGGCACUGUGGAAACAAUCCAGGCUGUGAAGGCAGCAGCAUUGGAGUAUGUGCAAUCCAAGAACAAUCUUGCUGAGAGCUAACCUUUGUGGUAGACAGACUUUGGGGUCUUGCUUUCAAACCCAGUAUGAUGAGAAGGGAAGCGGAUAUAACUCAUCUGUAGUAAGAAAAGCCAUCCUGCUUUUUUGCAUUUCCCAAUGAGCUCAAUAACAGAUUGGGCUAGCCAGGACCAGAGAUUAACAGUGUAAGUGAUGUAAAUGUUUUACAUCUUUUAUAUCGUCCCAAAUUUAAAUAAAAUAAUUAUACUUGUA
Molecule: messenger RNA, 5798 nt
Organism: Crotalus tigris (Tiger rattlesnake)
Lineage: Eukaryota; Metazoa; Chordata; Lepidosauria; Squamata; Viperidae
Gene: PDCD11
Product: programmed cell death 11
Exons: 36
Coding region: 147-5570 (1807 amino acids)
Biological process (GO): rRNA processing
Cellular component (GO): nucleolus; small-subunit processome; nucleus
Molecular function (GO): protein binding; RNA binding
Source: RefSeq, a predicted model, not a curated record